This is a messenger RNA of Toxotes jaculatrix (banded archerfish), 5887 nucleotides long. RefSeq names its product HMG box transcription factor BBX. Gene Ontology annotation, biological process: regulation of transcription by RNA polymerase II. Gene Ontology annotation, molecular function: RNA polymerase II transcription regulatory region sequence-specific DNA binding; DNA-binding transcription factor activity, RNA polymerase II-specific. The transcript is spliced from 16 exons. NCBI's taxonomy places the organism in Eukaryota, Metazoa, Chordata, Actinopteri, Toxotidae. Bases 196 to 2796 code for a protein of 866 amino acids. Gene Ontology annotation, cellular component: nucleus. The record is from RefSeq and is a predicted model, not a curated record.
UAGUACAGCCAGUGCUGAACUGUUAUGAUGUGUCAAUAAGUUAAAAAGGUGGACGGCACCAAUGAUGAGAGGCCCCCCCCGGUACUUGAGCAGGAUAUUAGAGGUCAUCGUCAUUGCAUGACAAAAGGCAGUGGCAGAUUCAUCUUCAUCACUCAUACAGCAUUUCCAUAGUUAUUUCUUCAGUGCGGUAGUACCAUGAAGGGUGGAGGAAGGGGUAAGGAGCCACCUGUUGCAGGGGAGGUCACUGGCAAGCGCCCCAAACGUAAAUGCCUGCAGUGGCACCCACUUCUCUCCAAAAAGGCUCUGGAUUUCUCUGAGGAGGAAGAAGAGGAGGAUGAAGAGGAGCUGGAGAAGCAGCAAGUGUUGUGUGGCCAGGACCAGGGGUCACAGAUGGAGUGUGGAAGCACAACAGAGGAAGUGGAGGAGGACUCAAGUGAACAACGAGCACGGCGGCCAAUGAACGCUUUCCUCCUCUUCUGCAAACGCCACCGUUCUCUCGUGCGGCAGGAACACCCUCGUCUGGACAACCGCGGGGCCACCAAGAUCCUGGCUGAUUGGUGGGCUGUGCUGGAGCCCAAAGAGAAGCAGAAAUACACAGACAUGGCCAAGGAGUACAAGGAUGCUUUCAUGAAGGCAAACCCGGGCUACAAGUGGUGUCCCACCACCAGCAAACCAGUGAAGAGUCCUUCCUGUCAGCCAGUCAGCAAUCCCCGCAAAAAAGUUUGGUCCUUCCCUUCCAACUCGUCUAAGGACUCCGCCACUGCCAAAAAAGUGCCCAAAACUGACAGCAUGCCACAGUUAAACUUUGCCAUGGCAGAUCCUACUAAGAUGGGAGGACUUAGCAUGCUGCUAUUAGCUGGGGAACACGCCCUCACGAACAGGGAGAUCCCUUCCAGCACUAAACCCAGUUUACCUGACAGUGAAGGGAGCUGCUUUCCAGGGGAUAAGGAAGAGAUGUUGUCUGGGACAGUACCGAACCGAAUGCUUGACGUUACUGAAAGUAGGAUCAAGUCUGCCCUUUCCCCACUGGCAGAGUCAUCUCUGUCUGCGGCACCUGAAGGAAAACCGUGCAGACAGUCCGCUCUCUUCCAGCUCGCUGAGAUGUGCUUAGCGUCUGAAGCUGGAAAGAUGGACACAGUUGUAUCUCAGCCGGAGGACAGCUCCUCUGCAGCCUCUUUCCAGCAAACCACAGUCAAGCCAGAGAUCAAGGAGGAGAAAGCUGACGACUGUCCUCCCUCCCCUCACACAUCAGCCCUGUUACCUUCGCUGUCCUGUGUCACUUCUACCUCCACUGAUGCCAUUCCCCCGCAACUCAGCAGCCAAAACACUUGUGUCAAAAAGAAGAGCAAGAAAAAAGAGGUGGCCAAGUCAAAUAAUGACAGUGAAAUCCCUUGCACAGCGAAGAAGAUCAUCAAAAAGUGUAACCAUGCGGAAUCAAAUGUGGACAGUGUUUUCAGUACGAUUGAAGCGGUGGCCAAAGGGGCCUGGAGGAACACCGAGGAGAAGCCCAAGAAGAAGAUUCAGAGCAGUCCUGGUGCUGGAAAUUCUGGUUUUCCAAAAAAGAAGAGUAAGCCCAAAGUCAAGACCUUUGUCAAAGAAAAAGAGGAAGAGACGGGUGAAGACAGUGGGCAGUGUGGACAGCACAGCUCCUCUGAGCUGGAGAUGAAGGACGAGAUGACGCACGUUAGCCCCAAGGCAGAGGCCGAGGAGGCAAGUAUAGGAAGCACAGACCUUCAGGGCAGUGUGGCAGAACUCCAUCACUCCCCCUGCAGCCCCUCACCUACGAAGCUCAAAGAGGAGGACAAGGGGAAGGAGAGGCAGAGCGAAGCGAGCUGUGAGUCUAACACAGAGAACCGCGGAUCCAGGAAAUCAGAACGGAGCUGUAAAGGAGCCUUGUAUAAAACCCUUGUUUCUGAGGGAAUGCUGACAUCACUGAGAGCCAAUAUCGACCGAGGUAAAAGAGGGGCUUUCCGUGCUUCUGAUCAUGAUGCAAACUGGUGUGAUGACAGCUGGACAGUUCCACAGCUGGGACCUAAUAACCCCAAGAAGCUGAAAAAGUCCAAGUCCAAAGAUGAAUCUUCACAGGGCCUAGGGAAACUGGAGGAGGAGUUUGAAAAGAAAUUUAACAGCCUGCCACAGUAUAGCCCAAUGACAUUUGAUAAGAAGGGGACUGCUGUCGCAAAGAAGAAGAAGACAGACAGCUCCGCUGUCCAAGAGGAAGCCUCUAAAGUCGGGAAAGGGCCAUCUCCAUCUCAGAAAAAGACUUCAUUCCACAAGAUUGUUAGGAAGCACAAACACAAAAAGGAGAAACCAGGUGCAGUGGACAAAGUGCUACAGAGUGAUUCCACCAUGCUGGACUCAGCUUCAAAAGCCAAAUCAUGUGCCCCCUUUGCCAUAAUGUGCCCAGAUGUCCAGGGCACCACUAGUGUGGAGACGCUAGUUGGUAGCCAGAAGAGGAAGGCUAGGAAGACUAAGAUUACACACUUGGUGCGCACAGCUGAUGGCAGCGUGUCUCCGGCUGAGGAGGAAAAAACUAGGGACCUGAACCAGGAACAGGAUAAGAAGCCAUUACACCAACAGAAUUUAUGCAAUGAAAAAGGGUGCUACAGUAAUCCCAGAGCAGAGGAGGCAGAGAGGAGCACCGUACCGCAAGAGCUACCUGCUUUCUUCAGCUUGGCAGCCCUCGCUGAGGUAGCAGCCAUGGAAAACGUUCACAGAGGCCAGAGAGGGUUGGCUGAGAGUCAGAAGAAGGAGCUUGCCCAGACUCCAGUCCUCAUCUCCUGCGCUGAUCAGUGAAACUCUGCUGCUGCUGCUGCUGCUGCUGCUGCUGUUAUGAGAAGCCACAACCUGGACAUUAGCAGUGGAGCUUUACUUUCCUCAGUGGUAAGCCCACGCUGAAGGGAGACUUGAACAGGAAGCUUUGUAGGAGACUCCACCUUCCCCCUUGUGGUGAAUUCGCUUGAGCUUGGGUUCAUGGUGGGGGAACGAGACCCUCUCCUCCUCCUCCUCCUCCCUGCUCCUCGCUAUCUCAGUGUUUUCCCUUAAGCCUUCCUUUGGUUUGAGGCAGGAUGCCUUUCUGAAGUCCCCCCCCCCCUCCCCCCGUAGAUGCUCCGUUAGGGCCUGUGGAAGAACUAAGCUGUCCCUUAGUGCAUGGGUUCCCCUAUAGAGAUGGUUGUCAUGGGUUUCUUGUACACUGUUUUUGUCUAUUAGAGGCCAUUUUUAAGGUCAAGUCUUGCGGUUUAAUGAACAGCAUUUUAGGUAGGAAGAAAAACCCAACAAUGCAUUUGUUUUCUAGACAAACACAGCUUUCUGUCACCUUUUUACCUCACACACACGCCUACUGAAGAGUUCCCUACACCUCCGGUAGAAUACCUCUGUAUCUGAAUAGCUCGUAUCCCUUCCAUUCCCUCCAGCUUCAACCCAAAAUGUCUUUAACCAGGGUAAAUAAACGAUGACGGAGAGGCAUCCAUUUCCAGCUAGUUGCUUAGUGUUUCCCUGUGGUACACUGAUGUGGUGUACCCAAACUACAAAGAAAUCAUGGCUGAGUAUUUGAUAUGUACGUUAAGAUGAUGCUACUGUAAAACAGUGUGUGGUAGCUACAAAUAAUCACCUUAGGCUGAAUGUGUAAGAGUACACCUGUGCAUACCCUUACAUCCUGACUAUAGCUGAGGGUGUUUGUCCUGUCUGUCUUUUAGCAGUAGGUUCACAGUGUCCCCUGUCAGGCUUACGAAAACAGUAGGUCGGCUUAAAAACUGCUUGUUGUGAUGGGGAGAUUGUGUGAAAGUGAUUCAAAUAUAGCCUUAACCCUCCCACCGAGACCCUAUCUUCCACCACAAAGCCCUCAACCAGCUUCUUGCUCAAUGCCAUCAUUAGUCCUGAAGUCAGUGUAACGUUUUUGAAUAGUGAAAAUGCAGUUUUUGUCGAUACUUGAUCUUAUUGCAGUGUGCGUAGCAAUUAGAAAGGUCAAUUUCUUGUGUGCAACUUAUUUCAUUGGAUUAGGUUUUUUUCUUUUUUUUUUUGUUUGUUUUUGUUUUGUUUAUGAUGUGAACACUGCACUAAUGUAGCUGAAGUUUGACUUGGUCUUGGAAGAGUGAUAAAAUGCCUUGUCUCCACCGGUCACAGUGUUCUUACCCUGUCUCAGUAGUGUCUUCAAUGUCCUGGCUAAAGCCAGCCACAAGUUUCAACUAAAGAGAUCAGGAGUCAGUCAGUGUAAAUGGAUUAUUUGUUCUGUGAAAUCAUUUUAUUCUACAUGCCUCAUGAAAUGAGCAAUUUGAAAAAAGAAAAACGAUGCAGAAAUAAUAUUUUUGUGCUAAGGUAUGGGUCCUCUUAGAGCUAAUGGAGACAAGGCAUUUCAUAAUAAUUUCCCCAUUUGUUUCCUAUCGGCCUUUUGAGAUUUUAUUGCCAAGUAAUGGUCUACUCAGAGGUCACGUGUAAUCCGUUUUACGUAGAAGCAUUUAAAUAUAAAUGCAACUUUAUGUUUUGUUUUUUUUUUUUUGUUUUUUUUUUGGCUUUAUUGUGUUAAUGUGUGGUCAGAAUCAUUCCACUCCCACGCCUCUGUCUUGGCCAUACUUUAGUUUGCAGGGAAAAACAAAAAAAAGUAUGGAUGCAGUUAAGCUGCACGUUUGUUGUCUUCCCAAAGGUUCGUAGAACCUGGAAGAGCUACCACAAGCUAGUGGAGGCUAACUGAGAGCUACAGACUCCCCAGCAAUACCCCCUCACCUCCUUACCUAACAGCCUUUUCCUCCUCUGUGUAGACCAAUACUUAAUCACCAACUCUUAUCACAUUUUAGAUUCAAUCAUGUUUAUAACUUUUCUAGCUUUUAGUUUUCUGGUUGAUUGUUCUUCUGUUGAGGUAUGCUGUGCAUUUACUGAUGCUCUUUUAACAUUUAGGUCCUCUUUAAGAACUUUAAUGGGUUUUUUUUUUUCCUGAGGUCACGUUUACUGGAUUAAGACUGUUGUCAAAAAAAAAAAAAAAAAAGAUCAAGCUCACAGACAAUUAAUGCAUCUGUGCUUACCUGCUAAGCAAAUAGGCACUGAGAUAAAAUGCACCGUCUCUAGACAAUGAGCUAGUCUUUUCACCUCUGGAGGAGCGUAUCUGACUGCGACUGCAUCACCAUUUCUCGGACAUGUGUUAAGAUGUGUUAAGGAUGCUUUCGGACACUUAACGACAGGACCAACAAGUAAGAAAUGAAUGGGUCUUAGAGAACUCAUGCUUCUUGAAAAAGAGUAUUUUUCCGAAAUCAAGACAUUGCUACAUGUUUUGCUGAAGUAGGCCCUUGUGUACUUGCAAAAAAAAGGAAAAAGAAAGGAUAAUUCCUCUAAAUUUGUCCUUAAAAAUUUAACAGACUAACUGCAAAUGUUUCCCAGUUAAGGUUAAGGAAAUCACAGUAUGCUUUACGAUAAUCUAAUAAUAAACGGCAUAUAUAUAUUUUUUCAGAUAUGAGAGAAAGUUACAUUAAGGAUGAUAUCAUCCAAGCAGUAAACUGUAUAGUUCUUCUGCUGGUGAACACCAGUGUAGUUCUUUGCAAAGACAAAGAAAUUGUCUUCCCCCAAAAUAUAGAUAUAUUUGCUUUUAGCCAGUGAGUUUAUUUACAUUUGCCAAAGAAAAGGAAAAGGUAUAUUCAAACGGAAAUCCUGUUUAAAAAAAAAAAACAAACAAACAAAAAAAACACAAAAAAAGAAAAAAAUACAAACAAUAAAAAAAAAGAAAGAAAGCUAGCUUAACAGUUGCACUGCAUUUUCUAGGUGUGUAAAUCUUCAGGUAACAAUAUCAGCACAAUUCAUCCUGUGUAUCUAAUGGGCUUUCCUUGGUGUUUGAACCCAGAGUUGGAAUGAAGUGCAACAAAAAAAAAAAAGGGCACCACUCAAUGCCUCUUUUUAGUAUACA